Messenger RNA from Plasmodium malariae, 9585 nucleotides. Its product is annotated as conserved Plasmodium protein, unknown function. The coding region runs from base 1 to 9585 and encodes 3194 amino acids. The record is from RefSeq and is a predicted model, not a curated record. Lineage: Eukaryota; Apicomplexa; Aconoidasida; Haemosporida; Plasmodiidae. The transcript has a single exon.
AUGGCAGGUUUGCGAUUUUUCGAAAAAAUCAAGAAAAUAGAAAUACAGGAAAUUGAGAAAAAAAUAGCAAGCAUUCAUAAAUCAGUCUUAUCAAAUUUUGUCAGCUUAGAUAUUUUAAAGAAGGAUGAAAUAAUUGUAUACUGGAAAAAAAUAAAUAUAUCUGUAACAGAUGUAAAAGCAAAUGUAACACAGUUUUUUGACAAUUAUAAGAAUUUUGAAAUAUGUGAUGAAAGAAAUUUAUUAAUUGGUGAGUAUUUUAUAUAUUUGAUAAUAUUCUUGAAAAAUGCAAAAAUUAAAAACAAUCCCUUUAGAGUAAUAAAUUUUUAUAUAUUUACGAACAACAAGUGGAAAGAUAAAUUAAUUUUUCAUUUUUUAAAAAAUAUCUUUUUAAAGGAUUAUAGGGAGCAUUAUAAUAUGAGUUGUAAAACAUUAGUAAUUGAAUAUAUAAUAAAUAAUCAUGAUAUAUUUAAUGAACAUAAUAUUAGCAUGUUUUAUACAGAUAUAUUAUGGUACAUUAACAACAAGUUGAAAAUCAAUUUUUUAAAAAAAAAUCAAAAUUAUUUAAACAUUUUUGCAAAUUUUUUAAUAACUUUUAAUGGUAACGCAACACUAGAAUUAAAAUGGGAUAUGCUUGAAAUAUUUUUUCUUAUAUCAAAAAAUUUAAAAAAAAUUUUGUUGCAAUUUCCUUUUGAUAAAGACAUAUGUACACAUGUGUGCUUAAUAUAUCAACAAGUGAAAAAUAUUGUAAUUAAUUAUGAAAGAAAUAUACUUCAUAUUUUAAGCGAACAAAAAAAUUCUUACGUUGUUCUUAAAGAACAAGUUAGUGAAAAGCAGAAAAACAUUGAGAAUAAGAAAUGCACAAUUGAAAAAAAAAAUUACGAGAAUUAUUUUCAUAUUAAUGUAACAGAAAAUGGCACUAUACCGGACGAGAAGUAUCUAACUAAAACAAGCAAUAAAAAAAAAUACAGAACAAAAACUGGGUAUACUGCAGUAAUUGAAGAAAAUGAAAUUUGGAGUUCAGUCUUACAAGGUUUAAAUAGAGGCGUACAUAAAAUAGGAUAUGGGAGUGAAAUAGAGUUUUUGAAUGACGAAUAUGAAAAGGGAUGUAAAAAUAAAUGUCAGAAAAACAAAAGGGAAGACACGAACGAAAACGGAAUACUCUUAGACAUUGCAGGAUACAACAUAUAUUUAUCAUUUAUUAAAAAGAUUAAGGAAAUGCUUGAAGAAUGCAAUAAUGUUAUAAAAGAAAAAAAAAAGGAGAACCCUUUUUUAAUAUUAUGUAAAUAUAGAAGUAUUUUAAUAAUAAAAUAUAAAAAUGUAAAAAAUGUUAGCACUGAUGAUAAUUUGGAUUAUUUCGUGUUAUUUUUUAAAAUAAAAAAUUUACUAUGCGGAAAUAGUAAAAACCCAUUUUUUAUAUUUCUGUGUAUAGAGAGCAUAAACUUUUGGUUGCAGAAAAAUGAAGGAUUACAAUAUAUUUUUGAAUGUGUAAAGGAUUAUUUUCCAACGAAUAAACAAAAUGAAAAAUCUUUUUCUUACAAAUCGGAGAGUAAUAAUUGUACAGAAGAAUGCGUAAAAAAUGAUAAUUUGUUGAGUAAAAAAAAUUGUGGAAACAAAAAAUUUUGUGAAAAUGAUGAAGUUAUGAACGAACAAAAAAACAAUUUUGUUUCUAGGAAUACAUUUUCUAAAAUAAAUGCCUUUGAAAAUAAUUUAUUUGAAGGAGGUAAUGACGAAAAUAUCAUUAGGAAAAAAGGUUGUACCAUUGACGAAUUACGUAAUAAUGAGUUUCACAAUCAUCAUUGUGAUCACCAUUUCUUUGACGAAGGGGGAAAUAUAAAAGAUGGAAGAAUAAAUUUUUUUUUACUAAAAAAUGGAGGUAAGAAUGCUAAACCUGAGAGAGAACUAUAUAAUUGUGAAAAUGUUUCUCUUACGGAUUUAAGUGAAAUUGUUAACAGUGAAGAAAGUGUGAAUAUAAAUAAUUUAAAAAUAUAUUUCAACUAUUUCAGUGAUGAAAAGAAAAUAGAAUUUUUAAAAGAAUUAUACGCAAUUAUAAUUAAGAGUAUUUUACAAUUAAUAAAGAAAUAUUCACUGUAUAACAUUAAAAUAAUAUGGAAAAGUUGCAUAGGUGUUUAUGAGCUUUUACUUACUAGCAAGAAAAAUACAUUUAUAAAAAAGGAUGUCUAUAACAAUUUAACAUAUAUUAUUUUUUAUCAGGAAAAAAAAAAGAAAUAUUUAUGUUUGUCAUUGUUAUUAAAAUAUUCUAAGGAAUUUAUGUGUCAUAAAAACGUGUUAGAAUAUUUAUUUUACUGCUUUUUUCAGAAGGAUGAUUUUUUUUUGUUUAGUUUAUAUGAGUUGAUAAAGCAGUGCAUUAAACAUAUUUUUACACAUGUAGAAGAUAAAUAUUUAUUAUAUUGUAUAUUUGUAAAAAACAUUUUAAUAACAGAUAGCUUUUGUAUGAAAACAUUUUACAUAAAGAAGUUUAUUGAGUUGUUUUAUAAAAGUGAUAAUAAUUAUUUGUAUUUUAUUAUAAAUAAGGAAUAUUAUCGUUUAAAAACAUAUUUUGAUAAACAUAAAGAGAAACAAAUAAUAAAAAAUAGACCAGCAUAUUGCACCAGACACAGUGAUAUUAAUGUGGAUAAUUUCAUAUGCGUAAAUAACAUGAUGAAAGGUAGAAAGGAACUGAUAAAUGAACAAUACUUCCAAUAUUUGAGGAAUCAGUUGUUAGAGAUAAACAAAUCAGAAGAGAUAUGGUAUAACCACAUAACAUAUAAAAAAGAGGAAAAUAUUUUUUUUAAUUAUAAAAUUGUAAAAAUGGAAAUAGAAAAAUAUGGUGGUAGAUAUACAUGUGAACUAGAAGAAAUGAAAGUAGAAAAAUAUUAUUUAUAUAAUUUUCAUUGUAUAGAAAAAAUUAUUUAUUUGGAAUUAUACACAUUAUGCACAUUGAGAAAAUAUGAACACAUCGAGAUAGUAAAUUAUAAAAAUGAUUAUUUUUAUCAGUUAUGUGGUGAUUUUUUAUUAAAUGUGAAAACGUUAAAAAAUUUUCUUUAUUUUUCAAAUGACGAAGUAAUAUUAUCUAUUUUGUCUUUUAUAUGUGAAAACAAAUAUUUAAACAUAUGUGACUUAUAUCUAUUUUUAACUUUUUUAACUACAUCCAUAACCAAUAUUACAAGAACAAAUAGAGAUUCUUAUAAAAAAUAUAUUUUGUUAUUUUUUGAAAAAUUUUUUGUUUUUUAUCAAAGAAUGAUCGAAUUGGAUAGAAGAAAUAACAAGAAGGAGAAGCAGGGAGGAAGAAAAAAAAAUUUAGAUCAAAAGGAUGGGAAAAACGAUCACAAAAUGAAUGAAAACAACCGUGUUAGAAAUUGUGAAAGGACAGAAAACACCGGAGAACAUGAAAAAAUAUAUUAUGAAGAGGGAAAUAAACCAUAUUACACAUACGAUCAUACCGAUAUAUUAGAUUUAAGAAAAGCCAUACGUUUCUUAUAUGGUAGUAGUACAAAGGUCCUUAAUGCAGAUAUUAGUAGUUACUUUUUAAAAAGUGUAUAUUCUACUUGUAUACUUUAUUCAUCAAAUGGAAAUUACGUCAAUGUUAAUAAAGGGAUUUUUUUGUAUAAUUACUAUCUAAUGAAUAUAAUUUUUAUUUUAUUUAAAAGCACAAAUAAAGAUAUGAGCAUAGAGGUAUCUGUUUAUUGUUCUGAUAUAUUAAAUACAAUAGUAGAUUAUUUUGCAUAUUUUGACAAUAUUAAUUUUUUUUUUUUUCUAUUUAAUGUUAAAACAACUUGGAAGGAAUUCUAUUUAAUAUCAAAAGAAAUUUUUUUUAAAACAGCAAGUAUAAUUCUGUUAAAAAAACAAAAUCUUGAAUGUUUAAAUAAGUCAUUUAUUCCAUUAAUGAAAUCUCAUAGACAAGUUGAUCAUUCCUUUUCUGCCUUCUUGUUAAAAUUGUGUUAUAUAUCAAUAAACUGUAACAGUAAUAUCACAGAAAAGAAUAAAAUGAAUUUAUUAAACAAUACGAAUACUAACGGAAGCAGUAGUAAUAAUAUGACAUUUAUAAAUGUGCAUAGUUUGAAAUUAUUUGUGAAGGAAGAUGUACUUUCUUGUAACUUUUUUAAUCAUCUAAAUAAAUUUAGCGAUAUUGGGAAUAAUAUAAGGGGAAACAACACAUAUUUAACGAAUUACAUAAAUUAUUUACUUAGUGAUAAUUGCAAAUAUAAUAUGUCUAGAAAUAUUUAUUUGUAUAUAUUAGAAAAUUUUAUUAAUAAAAUAAAAAAGGAAAGCAUUGUGAAAUUGACGAGGCAUAAGGAUAUAGAAAAUAGUGAAAUGUACAAACUAGCGUAUUACAUAAAUGAAUUUGUGUCAUACUUAAAGGAUAACAUCAAUUUCAAUAAGGAGAUAGAGAAUGUUGAAUUGUUUAGAUCCUUUUGUGAAAUAAGUUUAUGCAAAUGUAGCACAUAUUUAAAUUUUGAUAAAUAUAAGCUAGUCCACAUUUUAAUUAAUAACGUUUCAGCAUCAUACAGCUAUUUACUAUUGUUAAAAGUGCAUAUAUGCACAAUUUUGUACUAUUUAUUCAACUACUUAAACAUCUUAUUUCUAAGCAGUUCGAAUAACUUCUUUUAUGACUGCAGAGGGCACUUAAUAUUUGAAAAAGAGAAUGAAAAGGAAGCAACCUCCAUAAUUAUAUGGUUAUCUAUUAAGUACAUAUGCACAUUAAUUACAUCAAUAGUUGAUUUUUCUUUUAAAUUUAAUAUUAAAUACUGUGUAAAUUGUUACAAAUGGUCACCUGAUAAAGAAUCUAUAUUAAUAGAUAAAAUUUCAACAAGAAAAUACGAAGGCGAAAAGAAUAUAGAAGCAGAAAAUGUAACUCUUAUAUGUGAAAAUAAAAAUAUAUCUAUAUGUUUUUUUAACAAGACAGAAAUUCAUUUUAUAAUUCAAAAUCUUCUAUGUUUAUUAUUAUAUUCAAAGCAUGUUGCGUGUCAGCAAUAUUUAGCCGAUUGUUUACUCGAUGUUUGCAAAAUUAUAGUAAUAAAAACUAAUGAAGAUAUGCAAACAAUUCCUUUGUUUUAUAUAUAUAUAAUUUUGCAUAUUUUUAAAAGUGAAAAAAAUACUAUAAAAUGUAUUGGGGAAAAUGUAAAUAUAAACGAAGCAAAUAUGCAACAGAAGGAAGUUUCUACGAAUGAUAUCACAAGUAACAAAUCACAACAGAACAUUAUAAAUGAUAGUUAUAGUAUCAUUAGUGAAAACAAUAAUAGUAAUAAUUUUAAAAUUUUGAAUAGAAUUAUUGUCAGUCUAAAUAAAAAACUAACUUCGAAAGAUGAGAACAACGUUGAUAUAAGUGAAUUUUUAUCUAUAAAUUUUAGUAAUUCGUAUUUUAAUACGGAAAAUAAUGAAGGAGGGGAAAAUAUGAAUAUAAAUGUAAGUAAAAAUAAAAAUACAAAUGUAAGUAAAAAUAAAAAUACAAAUGUAAGUAAAAAUAAAAAUACAAAUGUAAGUAAAAAUAAAAAUAUAAAUCGUAACUAUAGAAUAGUAGACGAAAAAGGAAACGUAAUUAAUGGAGACAGUUGCUCGAAAUAUUUUCAUGAUCAAAGGAAGUUUGAAAUAAAUGAAAAAUUAAAUAAGCUCAUCUUAGAUAAUAAAAAAAUUAAUAGAAAUUUUUUAAGAAAGUCGAGCAACAUGUGUUUAGCUUUAAGUUCUUUAGCCAAGUCGUAUAGAAUUAAAGAACAAUAUAUCAUAUAUAACUUUAUAAUUAGAAUUACCCUAAAUUACUUGUAUAAUGGUAAUAACAAAUAUAAAAAAGUGAUUUGCUUAAAUAUUAUAAAACAUAUAUAUACCAUUAUAGAUAAUAAAACAUUAUAUGAAUAUAUUAAUGAUAUAUACAAAAUAUCAUUAAUUUAUUAUAAAAGUAAAUUUUUUUGUCUAAAAAGUUCUAGUACGUCGUUAUAUAACAUUUUGACAAAACGAUUGUUAGCUAAAUUGAAUUAUUCAUAUCACGUAUCAUCAAAUAUGUACUAUUUCUGUACAGGAAGUAAAAGUAGAAUAUUUAAAAAUAUAAAUUUAACAUUUUUUGAUUUACUAAAUUCGGUUAAUUUAUUAAAUAUAUUUCUAAAUGUGUUUAUGAAGAAGUGUACAUCUUUAAAUAAUGAAUUUUGUAGUAAAUACAAAUUUGAAUCCUUUUUUGAUUACUCCCAUUUUUAUGCUGAAUUUAUACCAAUAUUAAUAUUUUUGUCAAAUAUUAUAAUUUUUAACAAUGACGAUUAUUUCUUACUCUACAGUAAUAAGGGAGAUUUGUCGACUACUUGUAAUAUGUACAAAAUUUUAGAAAAACGAACAAAUUAUAUCGUAAAUAAUUGUUGGAAGGCGGAAAUAGAAACAAAUAAUGAAGAGGGGUACAAUAAAAAGGAGAUUAGUUCCGAUAACGCUACAGCGAGUUAUAAAACAAAUUAUAACUUUGUUGACAAUAUAAGUAAUGUAAGUAUAUAUUUCAUAUUUUUAAAAUAUUUCAAAAAAUUACUAACAUUUGGUAACUAUUUUGUUCAAGUUCUUAUUUGCAGAAUAAUCACCAACGUUUACUUACACAUCUACCUAAAGUUGAAGAAGGAAAAUUUGAUUUUUAAUUUUUUGAAUAAAGUUGUAAUAAAUGCAGUUAGAAAAAAAAAGAAAAAUUGCUAUUUGCUUUUAUUUAUUGAAUUCGUUAGGAGAAAGGAAACAACCAUUUUAAUAGAUGAAAAUAAAAGAAAAUUCAGAAAAAUGUUUUUUCAAUUUUUAUCUAUAUUUAUAAAAAGUAAUGCAUAUUCAGUAAUGUUAUUAAUUCUACAAAUUUUAAACAUUCUGUAUAGUAAAAUUCCAAUUACAAUAAACAAAAAUGUGGUAGUUCUGUUAUUUAAUAAAAUAAGUUUAUAUGAUAAUGACAUGUAUAUACCUGUAUUAAUCAAUGAGUUUCUGAUGAAAAUUACCAAAACUGUUAAUAAUUUUGUAUCUAUAUUAGACAUAUAUUUGUCUAUUAAUAAUGAAAAUUAUAUAGAAUCGUUAUUGUAUAAUUGGUUAUUAAAUAUAAAAAAAAGAGAUAAAAAGGAAUUUCAAAUAAAGGAAAACGAAUUAAAUAAAUUUUCAGAUUAUAAUUCUUUUAAGUUUUUUACCAACUAUAAUAAAAAGGAAUCCAUAUUUAUUACCAAAAAGGGAAUAUGUAAUCGAGUAAUGAAACAUGUAUAUAAUGAAGAUAGGAAUCAGGAUGAUUCCGGUGAUAUUGGGCAAUCAGUGGAUGAAUAUACAUAUAUAUAUCUUUAUUUAUUACUGUUUGAAAUUAUUUAUAUGUACGAUGAUAAUAUAAACAUAAAGAAAUACUGCUUUAGCAUUAUAUUAACGGUUAUAAAAUAUAUAUCUUUAGAAAAUUUGUUUUUAUUUGAAACGAUGAAACAAUAUUAUUUAAAGAAUGUAGGGAAGAAUUACCUAGACAAGUAUAUUAUUUCAUAUAGUUAUCUUAUGUGCGUAAAAUUUUUUACUAGUGUUAAAAAAGAGGAUAGAGAAAAAGGAGUAAUUACUAGAUGUUUACCUAGAGGCAUUUUCUUUAAAAAUAUAUUUGAUUAUAUUGAACAAGAAAGAAAAAAUAGGUUAUCAUUACUGUUAACUUCUGGUAGUAACUUGAAUACAUAUAUUUAUAAUUUUGUGUAUUUUUAUUUUCUUAUAUUUAUGAAUUUUUUUUCAUUGUUAUAUAAUAAAAAUUCAGUUACAUAUACGAAAUAUUUUAUAAAAGCCUUUCUAAAUUACGGUGUUGUAGAAUAUAAUUACGACGAGUUAGAAAAGGAAGAAAAAGAAAUGAGUAAAAUGAGUAGCCAUGUAGAAAAUAACCAUAGAAAAUAUAAAGAAUCUCUAAGCAAAAAGGAAAUUUUCGUAAAAUAUUAUUCGGCAAAAAAUGGCUUGUUAAAUAUGAAAAUGGAGGACAUAGAAAAAAUAGAAAAUAAGAGAGAACGUUUUGAUAUGACAUAUUUUGCGAAUAAUAAUAAUUGUACUUCUAGAUACAACUAUCAGAUGGUUACUAAUAAUUAUAUGUGUAAUGAAGAUAAAGAAGAAUGCAACAAUAUUAGCAUUGAUUCGUGUACAAAAAUUUAUAUAACUAAUGUGCAUAAAAAAUAUUCAAAGUGGUAUAAAAAUGAUUUAAACAAAUAUAUACAAAAAAUAGUAUAUAAUAAAAUAAUAAAACAAAACAUCACUGUCGAUAUUAUUUAUAUAAAAAAUCCACUAAAACAUGUUAGAAAGUACAAUUUAUUUACCAGUUUUUUUAUAGUAUUAUAUAGCUGCAUAAUAUUCAUGUUAAAUGAUGAAAAUGAGUUAAUAAGAUAUAAAACGAAAAUUGUAGUAUUAGAUUUUAUGAAUAAGAAUUUGGUAAAUAUUUCAAAAUAUAUGAAGGAUAUGAUGUGCUGUGAAUUUUUUAUCUAUUAUAUUUCAAAAUUUUAUAGUAACAUAUCCUUAUACAUUUUAACUUUUUGCAUAUAUCAAACAAAAGGCUGUAUUAAGAAUAGUUUCUAUUACAAUCCCAUAAAAUUAUUUGACCAAGAAAAAUACAAUUUGUAUAUUAACAAUAUACUGCUAAAUCAUUUAUUUUUGUUUUAUUAUUUAUAUAACAUAAUUAUGAGCACACAAAAAGGUGCCUGUUGCAUGAAAUACCUACAUGAUGUUAGCAAUAUGCAGUUCAAUAGCAGUCCGAUUGGGCAUCAUAGGGGGAGAGGUUCUGAUAAUAGAAUAGUUCACGGACAUUUUGAGGAAGUUGAUAACAGUAUUGGAAACAUUGAUGUUAUUAGAGGAAGUAAUAGAAAUAGAAGUAGUAAUGGUAUUAGCGGAAGUAAUAUAAAUAGAAGCAGUAACAAUAACAACUGUAGUAGUAAUAGCAGUGGAAUUAAUGAAGCAAAAUUCCAUGCGAAAAACAAGCAGUGCAAAACUGAUGUUAUUGAUUUUUACGUAUUCAUUGAUACGCUAAGCUUCGAAAAAAAGGAGAAAACUGUGAACGAUUUAGUAUUUGACAGUAUAAUUGCAAAUAUAUCAAAGUAUGAAAUAAAUUUGUCUAAUCAUGAUAUAUAUUUAUUAAACUAUAGACGUACAUGGAAAAAGAUAAUUAGCAAUUUAAGAAAUAAAAUGUACAAUUCUAAAGACUAUAAUUCUGUAAACAGUGAUGAACAACAGUAUAUAACAGUUUUUUUAUCAGCAUUAAGAAUGCAUACCAUAUCAGACAUUAAGAGAAGUUUAAAUGAUUACUUACUUUUAUUACAUUCUGAGAAAAAACUGGAUUUGUUUGAUUCUAAUAUCCUUAUUUGCUUAAGUAAUUUAUUUAAUAAAAUAAUUAUCCUCCUAAUCAAUUUGUAUAUUUUUUUUCAAAAAAAUAUAGUUCUCUAUUACAACAGUUAUUUCUAUGAUGAAAUAAAUAUUAUUAAAACUAAAACAACAUUCAUUUAUAAUACGUUUAAAUUAACAAGAUAUGAAAUCAACCCGUUUUUAUUGAAAACUAUGGAACUUCUGUUAAGUAUACUGAAUAGUACAUACUUGAAAAAUAAUAACUUUUUUUCAGACAUUUACACAUUAUUAUAUUCUUUGAAAAUUUCGAUUUAA